AUGUCGAGCAAGAAUGGAAAGAGGUCUCACAGUGGGUCCUCCCACUCGUCUGGCUCACUAGGUGCCCUGUUUGACUUUACAAAGUCAGUCGAGAAGGGUACAUUUGGUGUACUUUACUCAAUGACAAAGGGUAACUCCUCUUACUUUAUGUGGUUCACAAUCCUCUCCAUAGUGUUCAACUUCCUUCAGAUUGUAUCUUUUGGAUUCAAGCAUUACGUACCAUGGGGAGGUAACCUUGGAUACUACCUUAUAUAUGUGAUUCCAGCCUUCUCCAAUCCUUCCAUGAAACUGCCUUAUGAUGGCUAUGUCAUCACUUUUUGGGUGGUGAUCGCCCUGACUACAUUGGGCUGCCUAAACAUUGGUUACGUGGCCUACCAGUUCUACAAGGGCAGGAUUGCCAACGUGUGGCUGUUGCGUACCUUGCGUUGGUUCGUGGCAUUCAUCGUACCAUUGUUCUAUAUACCCGUAAUGACGUUGUUCAUACAGGCUAUUGACUGUGAGGGUAGUGCACCCACCGCCGGCAACGACGAAGAAUCCAAAGAUAUCUACGACGAUCCCGACAACUAUGUUUGCUUUGUACGCGACAACAUAGCAGUCUCAAUCUUUGCCAUCAUCUACAUCAUCCUUUUCUUCAUCGUCGCCGUCUUUAGCACAUGUACCACCUUUGAGAGCAACUCGAGCAAGAAGAACAGCUGUGCCAAGAUGCACUCAAGGUUCGACUUGGCCAUGCUUCUUGUCAAGACCAUCUUUGUGUUCUUCUUUACAUUACUCGAGGAAUACGCUUGGUUGAUGGUUAUUAUAUACUUUAUACUCAUUCUUGCAAGUUCCCUGGCAUCAAUCAUAGUGUUGCCAUACUCCAAUCAGAAGAUUAAUCAAUUGAACACUGGCUUCUUUGUCACUAUAUUAUGGGUCAGUUUAUGGAGUAUAAUCACAUUGGCUGUUAAUAAUACUUCAUCACAGGUUACAGCCAUCAUUGUACUGAUAGGCAUGCCCCCAGCCUUUGCAGGUGGAUACUUUGCUUGCAGACGAUUCUAUAAGUACAUAACAUCACAGGCUGAACAUCUUACAAAUAUACAAUUGCCAAAGCAAUCGAGUGAUCAAGGCUUGCAGAUCAAUGAUGGUGUGGAUGGUGUACGCGUUGUAAAGUUCGAAGCAGUUGACAACACACUGGGCUCCAAGAAGAACAUCGAGUUCCCAUUCUUCAAGCGCAGAUUCGCCUUUGCCUACUUUGUCGAGAUCAUGUCUCGCAAGAUCCUGCACGACAGCGUCGACGGCCAGGCCAUCGAGCGUGUCAACUUCCUGUACCAGGCCGGCCUGCAGUACUAUCCCAACUCGGAGCUGCUGUGGAUGGCCUACGCCAACUACCUGUUCACCGUACGUCGCAACAUACAUGUGGGCUACGCCGCACUGGAGAAGCUGAGACGCAUGCAACCACCUUUGGACGUGCGCUUCUUCAUCUACCGCCACGACAAGGACCGCCAACAGAUGAUGGACUCAGACCUCAAGGGACCAGAGGGCGGCAAAAUCCAGGACUUUGUGUCGUACAUGGAGUUCAAGAAGCUGUACAUCGCGGCACGCAAGUCGCACAACUCCUGCCUGCACUACAUCAACCGCUUCUGGCGCCAGCUGCUUCACGAGACCAUCGACCUACAGCGCCUCAACGAGCUGUCGGGAAGGAUUGCGCGCAAGGAGACCAAGGCCAUCGAGUUAUACGAACGUCUCCUGGCACUCAACCCCAACUCGGUGCGUGUCAUCCGUGACUUUGCCCUGUUCAUGGAGGAGGUGGUCAAGGACGGCGACAAGGCUCUGCGUCUGCGCAAGAAGGCUGACUUACUCGAGGACGACAUGUCCAAGUCCAAGUCCAGCGAACACAUGAUCGUGCUGGCAUCAGACCCCGGCACCAAUCUGUCCGACGACGAGAAGCUCGACAUGGCUGAGCGUGGUGGUGGCAACAUCGAGAUGAUCCCCAUCGACAAGUCGGGCAGCAUUGAGAUUGACGAUCGCAACAGCCACAACAAGGACUCGAACUCCGAGUCCAACUCAUCGAGCGCACUAAAGAGGGCUCGCUACCAGGCAUUCCAGCACUCGAACGCUAUUAACGCGUUGUCAUGGAUAAUGAUCGCCACAACCGUGGUCACAAUCAUCUUCUCCAUCAUCUGUCUGGCAUUGUUGCGCACGCAGAUGGUCAACCAGCGCAACGCCUUCCAGGACAUCUUGUCAGCGGGUGAGGCUGCCAUCGAGGCCAACCGCAUCGCUCAGAACUUCAACAACAUGCAACAGUAUGCACUCACCUACCUAUUCAACGCCACUGAUAAUGGCAACAGAUCCUCCACCACGGGUGGCGGCGGCUGGACUGCUGGCGGUACAACUACGGCAGGGACAACGACGGCAGGGACAACAACUACUACCACGACUGGCACUGGAGUGACGACAACUACGGCGUCAACGACGGCUGCCACUACCACAACGACAACUACUGGAGCGACGACCACAACCGCAGCGACCACUGGCACCACGACUACGACCACGCCAACAACUACGACCACGCCUACAACUACCACAACGACGACAUCCACUACUGAUCCCACGACCACGACAACGACCACACCCACCACAGACCCGACAACAACAUCAACUACAACUGCAACACUUGGCUGGACACCAUCUGGCAACUCCACAACAACCGGCGCCACAACUACGACAACUGGCGCAGCGACUGCCGCCACAACAUCUACUGCAACAACUACUGCAACAACAACUGUUACAACAACUGCAACAACAACUGCAACAACAACUGCAUCAACAACUGGAGGUGUCACUGGCGCAGCAACAACAGCUUCAACAACUGGUGCAGCAUCAACUACUGGACGAACAAGUGGAGGUGGCGGUGGAGGAGGCAGCGGUGGAGGCCGUGAUGGAGGUCGCUCAGGAUGGGGUCCCGGAGGCUUCAUCGUACAAAACAUCACAGUCGAAGAGGCUUUCGGCAACUUCUCAUACUACUACAACAGGUCAAUACGCUCACUCAACGUGUUGGAGAACAUACAUCAUGCCAUAUACUGGGGCGAGCAGUCGGCCAACCCGUACGUCAGCGACAGCAUGGCCCAGCUCAAGCGUCUCUACGGCCUGCCCAACAUCUACGAUAUUGGCUCCGAGGUAUUUGAUUACAGCCAAUUCAACAAGACUCGCCCGGCCACUGAACCCCUGCUCUCGGCUAUCUACAACGAGCCCUCAGUUGUGAUGAGCAUCUUCCUCACCAUCCCCGGCCAGGGCAACAAUUGGGGCGGUCGUGGCAGUGGCGGUUGGAAUGGCGGCGGAGGCUGGAAUGGAGGUGGCGGCGGCGGUCAAUGGAACGGCACUCGCAAUGGUACCGCUGACAACUACAUCAACUUCCGAAACUCGUCCACCAACCAAACAUACAACGCAUGGAAGGCCGGCAACCUCUUUGUUGAGAGUGGCCGCGCUAUGAUGGCCGGCAACAACAUCUCGAUGUUUGGAAGCACAGCCUACUCCAACCCGCUGUUCCGUUUCGUCUCGGACAAUGGCCCUCGCAGUCUGACCCGCGCCUACUUUGACAUCCAGAUGGCCUACAGCCAGACGGUGAUGGACCGCGCCAACCAAAUCUCGUUCAGCAUCGUCUACUCUUGGCUCGCGCUGUUUGUCGUCCUGUUGCUGUGCGCCGUGCUGGCAUUCCGACCUGUAGUGUCGCGUAUCUCUCGCGAGAAGAUCCGCAUCCUGGUGCUGUUCACCCUGGCACCCAAGGAGGUGCUGGAGAAGAUGGCCGCACAGCGCCACAGACUUGUGAGCGUUGACAGCGAGUCUGACCGCGAACUCAUGUCUGACAAGGAGGACGACGUGGUGGCAGCCGUGCCACACACACCAGUCGAGACCACCCCCAAGCUGUCGUCUGCCCGCGAGGACAUGCAGAGCUCAUCAUCACUCAUGCGCCCAUCCUACGACUCGUAUGGCAAGAAUGGCAUCCUGGUCGAGCAAUUGAAGCGCGACUCCCUCCAUCUGGACAGGAGCGCCGGCGACAUGCGACCACUCAUUGGCGCAUCUGGCCUCUCCGCCGUGCACAUCCACGAGGAUGCCACGGCCGCCAAUGUCGCUGCCGCCAACGCCAACGCCUCACCUCUCGCCAAGGCAGACCUGCCACGCGGAGGUCGCGGUGAGCUCACUUUGUUUGGCGCAUGGGACGGCAAGAGCAAGCGUAACGUCAACAAGCGCGGCAUCAGAUCGGUGUUGCGUCGCCAACACAUCUACUACUCGGUCGCCCUGAUUAUCCUGUUCGCAGUGAUCACCAUCGGACUCUACAUAUCCUUCUACGAGAUCUACGCCGACUAUGGCUCGGGCGUGCAAGUUGCCAUGAACAGCAAGCGUGCCACCUACGCGCGCAUCCUCAAUACACUCGUCUCUCGUAUCAUGUCACCUGAACUCACCAACGAUGGAACGACCGGCUGGAUGACCAACAUCACAAUGGAAAUGCAGUAUAAUCACAACAUGCUCACGGACAUACCGCAGACGCGCGCGCUGAUGGACGGCAGCUACGGCUGCUGGCUCAUCGACCAGUCCAAGUGCCGCAACGAAUCCGACCCAUACUACGACGACGUGGCGCACGGCCUCGACUGGCUUGUCAACGAGUUCAUCGAGCACUCGCUCAAUCUGAUCUACACGCAGCGCAGUCUGAUCAUUGCCAACAAUACCGAUGUGCAGUGGAUGAAGUCCGUGGGCCAGACCGACAUCCUGGACGGCCUGGACCGCGCAUCAUUCCUCUACUUCCAGUACUGGCAGGACAUCCAAGAGUACGCCAUCACGAUCAUCACGCUGGUCAUGUCAUUGGUGUGCGUGGUCAUGUUCUUCAUGUACCUCUUUGUCUUCCGUCCAUUCAUCAAUCGUCUCCGUGUCCAGCACAUUCACACGAUGGCCAUGUUACGAAUGGCGCCAGAGGAUAUCCAACGAAUGGAGAUCGAUGAGAAGCAAUUGAAUGAGGACUAG
Messenger RNA from Acytostelium subglobosum LB1, 4992 nucleotides. RefSeq lists its product as hypothetical. Bases 1 to 4992 code for a protein of 1663 amino acids. The transcript is spliced from 7 exons. The record is from RefSeq and is a predicted model, not a curated record. NCBI's taxonomy places the organism in Eukaryota, Evosea, Eumycetozoa, Acytosteliales, Acytosteliaceae. Gene Ontology annotation, biological process: RNA processing.